AUGGACCGCGCGACGACGGCGACGACGACGACGACCGACGACGACGAUGGCUACGUCGUGAUUCGCGCCACGGGACUCACGACGGAUGGACGCGCGCGGGCGACGGUGGAGAGCGAGGCGAUGGCGACGCUCGAGCGGGCGAUCGAGGCGACGAUGCGCUUGGAACGGGCGCGCGCGCGGUCGGGAGGGAAAGGGGGGAGGGGGAAGCGAACGCGGCCGACGUGUGAGUUUCCGGUGGAAACGACGGUGUGGCACGUCGAUCGACGGGAGAAAGGGGGGGCGCCGCGGGCGGAGGAUGGCGAAUUCAUGGUGACGCGCUCGUCGAGCGUGCGGCGGUACAUGACGCAGCCGCCGUUGAAGAGGGCUCGGGAGCACGGACACGGGGUCGGGACGUCCACGGAUGGGGGGGGGCCGACGGAGCUCCUGUCCGGGUACGACGUGGCGCGCGCGCAGAUCGCCCCGGGGGUGCCGUUCGUCGAGGCGAAGAUAUUCGGUCAGACGGCGGACGAUCCGUUCAUGAUCCGUCCGAACAUCUCGAACGAGACUUUUCGAACCCUCCUCGGACGCGCGGUGGGGAAAUAUCUCGCAGAGGAGCGCGAACCCUAUCCGGUGCUCCCGAAGCAGGACGCGCAGAUCCAGAUCGCGCACGGCGCGCACGGCAUGGCGUGCCAUGUGUUAGCCAUUCGAGCGCUCGGUCACGCCUCGGCUGACUUUUCCAUGUCUCUGGAUGAACAAGGUUGCCUGUACGUGCGGUGCGAACCCGCGGAGAUCCGUCCGGCUGAUCCGGCGUCAAAAGUUGGACGCCCGUUCGAGAUGGUCUGCCAAUUCCCGACCCUGGUGGAUCUACUGACGUGUCGGUGCGUCUAUCAAAACGAGGUUCUCUACGUCAUCGCCUAUCCUCGCUCGCCGAAAUCGCGCGCGCUCAGGUUAUCCGCCCCGGUGAUGGCGCAGGACAUCAUCGGCGGUAAACCCGAGGAGAACGGAGCGCCGGGGACGAGCGCGCACGCGAUCUCGGGUCCAAGUAGCGACGGCGGACAAAAGAACGAACGUCCGAUCGAGCUUCCGUCGACGUCACCGGCGCGUGCCCCCGAGGCGCGAGCAGACGCAACCGGCGACAGGGGCGUGGUUGGGACGAACAGAAGCGGGGACGACGUCGAGGACGAGCUCGAACCGAACGAGUUGGAAACGAAUUAG
Molecule: messenger RNA, 1194 nt
Organism: Ostreococcus tauri
Lineage: Eukaryota; Viridiplantae; Chlorophyta; Mamiellophyceae; Mamiellales; Bathycoccaceae
Product: unnamed product
Exons: 1
Coding region: 1-1194 (397 amino acids)
Source: RefSeq, a predicted model, not a curated record